AUGAGGAUCUCUCGAGUAGCCUGCCAGGCAGCGGCCCUGGGCGCCGCUGGAGCCUCCAGCCUCUCCUCCAACACCAGCGGCUACGACUACAUCGUCGUCGGCGGCGGACCCGCCGGUAUCAUCACGGCCGAGCGCUUCGUCGAAGCAGGCAAGAACGUCCUGCUCCUCGAGCGCGGCUCAGGCCCAACCGUAGCCACCGGCGCCAACGAGACCCUCCCCUGGAACAACACGCUGACCCCCAUCGACCUCCCCGGUCUCUCCGCGGACGUCGGCGCCCUCGACGUAUGGAACGAGUACAUGUGCACCGACACCCCCGGCAACGCCGCCUGCGUGCUCGGCGGCGGCGUGACAGUCAACUACAUGGUCUUCGUGCACCCGUCCAAGCACGACUUCGACGACAACGCCAACUGGCCGGCCGGGUGGAAGUGGAAGGACGUCGAGCCCGCCGCGCAGCGCCUCUACGCCCGCAACCCCGGCACCAUCCUGCCCUCGUCCGAUGGCAAGCGCUACGACCAGGGCCUGUACUCUGUUCUGUCGAAGUUCUUGGGCUCCCUCGGCUGGACGUCCGUCGAUAUGAUCGCCCAGCCUGACGAGAAGCACCGCGUCUACAGCUACCCGGCGUGGAACGUCCAGGACCAGGUCCGUGCUGGGCCCGUCCGCACUUAUCUCCCCCUCGCGCAGAAGAGCAGCAACUUCUCCCUCCGCCUGAACACCAAGGCCCUCCGCGUCAUCCGCACCGGAAGCACCGUCACAGCCGUGGAAGUGCAGAACCCCUCCGGCAGCACCGAAAUCAUCCCCCUCGCGCCCAACGGCCGCGUCGUCCUCGCGGCGGGCGCCCUCUCAACACCCCGCCUCCUCUUCAACUCAGGCAUCGGGCCCAAAACCCAAAUCGAGACCGCAGCGCGAAGCGGAAUCCCCGUCCCCGCGCAAAAGGACUGGAUCGAGCUCCCCGUCGGCAAGACCCUAAAGGACCACCCCAUCUUCACCAUCACCGCCAAAACACCCGGCAACUUCAGCAUCCCCGACUACGACGCUAUCCUGGACGGUUCGGACAGAGGCGAUAUCGCGCUGUACGGACAGGGCUCGGGCCUCCUGACGCAGGGCAAGCACCGCCUCAUCUUCUUCAGCUCGAACACCGUCCACAACCACACGCGGUACUUCCAGGGGUCUUGCGCGCCCAAGGAGGACGCCGUCCUUGAGAUCAAGGCGUAUAUGACGCAUGGCUUGACGUCGACUGGUGUGCUGGGGCUAGACGAGGACCAGAAUACAGUCAUCGAGACCUCGCCGUAUAUGCAGACGGCGGAUGAUGUCCUUGCUGCGCGCUUGUUUGUCCAGGAGCUCCUUGGCGACUUUGAUGCACCGAACAAGGGGUGGGAGUUGACGGUCGACGCCAAUGUCACUGAGAUUCUGGCCGCCCCUGCUGCUGGAACGCAUUAUACGUCCACGGCCAAGAUGGGACUUGAUGAUGGACGGAAGAAUGGGACUGCGGUGGUGGAUGUUAACACGAAAGUCUAUGGCAUGGAUAACCUGUAUGUUGUUGAUGGCAGUAUCCACCCCGACCUGUCUACUGGUAACAUCCAGACGACGAUCAUGGUUGUUGCCGAGGCAGCGGCUGCUCGUAUCCUUGCGCAGAAAUAG
Messenger RNA from Aspergillus mulundensis, 1638 nucleotides. RefSeq names its product putative cellobiose dehydrogenase. The coding region runs from base 1 to 1638 and encodes 545 amino acids. The transcript has 2 exons. The record is from RefSeq and is a predicted model, not a curated record. Gene Ontology annotation, molecular function: oxidoreductase activity, acting on CH-OH group of donors; flavin adenine dinucleotide binding. Lineage: Eukaryota; Fungi; Ascomycota; Eurotiomycetes; Eurotiales; Aspergillaceae.